AUGUCGACCUUGGAGACAAACCCAGACUACUCAGAAGAAAACGAGAACAAACCCCUCCCAUUCAAUCUAUAUGAAGAAGAUGACGAGGAACAAGAUCUCUGGAUCAAAUCAAGACUAGAGUCUCUAGUCAACGGAGCUCUACAGCCCAGUCAACUCGCUGCCGAAAUCGACAACAAAACCACAGAAGAUACCAACCGACAAUACGAGGCAUUAGUUAGCCAACUGAAAGAAGGCGACGACGACGACCUUGUCGUUCCCCCCCCUAGAAUACACCUUUCCCCAUUGUUCUCGGCAAUCGUGCGGCUAUUAUUUGCCUUUCCGGCAAAGCACCCGGGCCAAAAUGCUAUCGUGGAAUUGCUUCUCGCAUUGAAAGCUCUUCCCCGUCAUCCAAUAUAUGCCGGUCUUCCCUCCGAUGAUCUCAGCAAGCCCCACCCCACAGUGACACUCUGGCCCUUUGGUGAACCGGAAGGAGACUGGCAGAUGUUUUGGCUGUAUUUCCAUGAUGAAAUAUUUGAAUGGCUUCCACCAUAUCGCUUGCGAAACCUCAACAGUGCCAUGGCUCGGCUAACCGCGUUGGAAAUUUGUAACUGCGCGGAGCAAAGUGCUCUCCAAUAUAUCCUACCUUCAAGUAGAGACUAUCCCGAUUUGGAGAAACGGCCGAUCGAUGGGCCCAAUAUUCUAGGCAAUAACUUGAUUGCAGCCGCGCAGUGGAUUUUGACAUCCGAUGAAGGCCGUUUCGUUUAUCGAGAGUGUCAAAGCUCUGAAAGUCAGUCUGAGUCGGAAGAUAGUUGGUCUAUUGCCAAUUGGCAAGAGUGGAAAAGGCAGUUUGCUUUUGUUGCGGGGGAUGAGCGAUUUGCUGUAAACUAUCGAACUGUUGCUGGAGAUGCACAUCGUCGAAUGCUGGAAUAUGAAGGGAAAUAG
Messenger RNA from Penicillium angulare, 921 nucleotides. RefSeq lists its product as uncharacterized. The transcript has 2 exons. NCBI's taxonomy places the organism in Eukaryota, Fungi, Ascomycota, Eurotiomycetes, Eurotiales, Aspergillaceae. The record is from RefSeq and is a predicted model, not a curated record. The coding region runs from base 1 to 921 and encodes 306 amino acids.